Molecule: messenger RNA, 1881 nt
Organism: Peniophora sp. CBMAI 1063
Lineage: Eukaryota; Fungi; Basidiomycota; Agaricomycetes; Russulales; Peniophoraceae
Source: the annotation of a GenBank genome assembly
AUGGGUCGCUUGAGGCAAAAAGGGAAGGCCGGCGCCGCGAAGGCAUAUGUUACACGCUCUGCCGCGGUCAAAAAGCUUCAGUGCUCACUCGCAGACUUCCGUCGUCUGUGUAUCCUGAAAGGUAUCUUUCCUCGCGAGCCUAAGAGCAAGAAGAAGGCGAACAAGGGCAACAGUGCCCCGACAACAUUUUACUACGCAAAAGACAUAGCCUACCUCGCACACGAGCCGGUCCUGCGCAAACUCCGCGAACAUAAGGCUUUUGCCAAGCGCCUGUCUCGCGCACUCGGCCGCGGGGAGUGGAGCAGUGCGAAGAGUUUGGAGGAGCAAAAGCCGGUGUACAGACUGGACCAUAUCAUCAAGGAACGAUAUCCAACAUUCAUUGAUGCCGUCCGUGAUAUAGACGAUGCACUUUGCAUGAUCUUCUUGUUUGCUUCCUUGCCCUCGAAUACGCGCGUCCCUGCUGCCUUGGUGGACAACUGUGCACGGCUAGCAGCGGAAUGGCAACUGUACGUUAUGCAUACCCAUGCGUUACGAAAGGUAUUCUUGUCUAUCAAGGGCAUUUAUUACCAGGCAGAGGUCAUGGACCAGACUGUCACUUGGCUUGUACCAUAUCAGUUCACGCAGACUAUCCCUUCUGACGUCGAUGUCCGCGUGAUGCUCACGUUCUUGGAGCUCUAUCAGACCCAGCUCGGCUUUGUCUUUUUCAAGCUUUUCACAGACGCAAACCUCGUUUACCCUCCGCCGAUCGACCUCAAGAAGGCGGAGGCUGCUGCGGGAGUCGGCGCUUUCAGCUUGCAAGUGGGCACGCAGACAAACGGCGCCGGUCCGUCCCAGGGCCCUGUUGUCGUCGACGGGAAAAAGGUUUCAGGCAAAGAUGUGCGGCAGACGAUCAAGGCUCUUGCAGGCACUGCGAACGGCGAGUCGGAGGACGUCGAGAUGCCCGUCGUCGAAUCUGGCCCGACAGAAGAGGAAGAGGAGUUUAUCGCGCGUCCGUCUGCCGCACACCCUGAAGAGGCAGCACAAUUGCCUACGCUGCAGACGCUCACUGCACUGCCGCAAUCCGCAGCACCCAAACUCUUUGCGCCCUAUACUUUCUGGCUAUCGCGCGAGACUUCACGGCCAAUUUUCGAGUUCCUGGUGCGCUCAUUUGGCGGACGUAUUGGUUGGCCCCCGAGCAGUGGCGCGGGGUCGCCGUUUGGGGAGGGGGACGAGUCUAUCACGCAUGUAAUCAUCGACAGGCCACCUGUCGAGCGCCCGAGCGAGACAGAGGAGCAGCGGGAGCAGAGGAGAAGUAGGAAGUACGUCCAACCUCAAUGGGUGGUGGAUAGUAUCAACGCCGGGAAGAUUUUGCUCGAGGAUGCGUACGCGCAGGGCAGGACGCUUCCGCCACAUCUGAGCCCCUUCGACGAUCGCGAGGGCGCGUACGAUCCGCUUGCUGGCGCCGCAGAGCAAGAUACGGAGAUGGCCGAGGAAGAGAGCGAAGAGGAGGUUGGUGAUGGUGAGGAGGAUAUGGACGCCGAUGGACAGGAGGUCGCGCCGGAAAAGCGCGCUCUCAGAGCUGCGGCGUCUGCGGCGUCUGACGAUGCGGCACUUCGUGCGGCUGAGCUCGAGGCCGAGGCGGCUGGUGUCGACUUUGGCGCGUUUGAGGAGACAGUGGCCAGGUCACAGAAGAGGGCUAAAGGGGCUAAGACUGCUGGCGCAGCAUCAGCGGGAGACGGCGAAGAGGACAUGAACAAGAUGAUGAUGAGCAAUAAGCAGAGAAAGUUGUACGAACGGGUGAAGCGCGAGCAGAACAAGCUUUCGGCUGAGAAUGCAAAACUGGAAAGCAGGAGACAGGAGCUCAGGAAGGUGGACAGGAAGAAGGCGAAGAGUUCAAGCUGA